AUGAAUUGCACCGGUUCGAGAAAAUUUCAAAAAGUUUGCUUUUGUUCGGAUAAAUGGACGACGGAAAAUAGUAGCAGAAGUUUUAAUUGUUCAUCGUCGACCAUAUCGUCACUACCGGAAACGGAUGAUGACGAUGUUGAUAAAAACAAGAUGAAAAAACAAGGGAAAAAAAAUAAAAGUGGGAUUUUCUCAUCAUUUUUCACGUCGAAAAUUUUUUCACCUGGAUUUCGUAAGGAUGUUAAAACCGUUAAUCCGAUGCUUAAAGUCGAAAGGAUUUGGUAA
Molecule: messenger RNA, 282 nt
Organism: Pediculus humanus corporis (human body louse)
Lineage: Eukaryota; Metazoa; Arthropoda; Insecta; Psocodea; Pediculidae
Exons: 2
Coding region: 1-282 (93 amino acids)
Source: RefSeq, a predicted model, not a curated record